ACUCCUUACCCCUCACGGGGCAAAAAACGGCAGCUAAGAAAGGGAAUCGUUGAAACGUGCAGCCCUCGGGCCUCCGAGGGGGAACUGAAAGAAUUUUUCCUCACAAACUGCUGGUGCACGGCGGCUGCGCUGCCAUACGGCGCACGGCAGCCGCCGCCUGGGGGCGACCCUAUGUGGGGCGCGCUCGGUGCUCCGGUUCUGCAGGAACCGCCAUGGCGGCGGUGCAGGAUGUGGAGAUCGACCCGGAGGGCACCUUCAAGUACAUCUUGGUGCGGCUGCAGCGGCCGGGCGGCGAGGGGCAGCGUCACAUCGUGCGGGGCACCAAGGCGGCCGAGUUCCACAAUCACAUAUUUGAAAAAGUGAAUCCUGAAAUGGAAAAGCUGGGAUACGAAUGCAAGUGCCUUGGAGGAGGGAAAAUUGAUCAUAAUAGCAAAGACAAGAAAAUUAGGGUAUUUGGGCUCUCUACAGGCUAUGGAAAAGCAGAUCAUUCAGUGACUGUAGAGAUAUUGAAAAAGGUGUAUACAGAUUAUGAAAUUACAUGGUCAGAUGACAAGAAAUAAAUUGGCUACUUACGAAUGUGACAUGCAGUUCAAAACUGGUAACUUUUUGAGUUGUACUUCAAUAAAACUACAUGUCUGUAUGCAUGUUAUAAAUCUGGA
Messenger RNA from Cygnus olor (mute swan), 659 nucleotides. RefSeq names its product 14 kDa phosphohistidine phosphatase-like. NCBI's taxonomy places the organism in Eukaryota, Metazoa, Chordata, Aves, Anseriformes, Anatidae. Gene Ontology annotation, biological process: peptidyl-histidine dephosphorylation. The record is from RefSeq and is a predicted model, not a curated record. Gene Ontology annotation, cellular component: cytosol. Bases 213 to 560 code for a protein of 115 amino acids. Gene Ontology annotation, molecular function: protein histidine phosphatase activity. The transcript has 3 exons.